Molecule: messenger RNA, 1914 nt
Organism: Rodentolepis nana
Lineage: Eukaryota; Metazoa; Platyhelminthes; Cestoda; Cyclophyllidea; Hymenolepididae
Source: the annotation of a GenBank genome assembly
AUGGAUGAAGCUGGGGUUUACGCUUCGCAAGGUUAUGACCGCGGGGAAGCUAAUAACAGCAUGGAUCAAAAGGACAAUCAAACACAGUACACCAUUCAGAGUGUCCUUCAUUUCAUUCAGUCGGAAUGGACACGCUUAGAGCUUCAACGUUCUCAAUGGGAAAUGGAAAGAGCGGAACUUCAGGCAAGGAUAGCUUUCCUUCAGGGUGAACGCCGUGGGCAAGAAAACAUUAAACAAGAUCUUGUUCGCCGUAUCAAAAUGCUUGAACAUGCUCUUAAGCAAGAGCGUGUUCGGUAUCACCAGUUAAAAUUAUCUGUCGACUCCUAUUCAGACAAACCUGUUGAUGAGAACUCAAAGCCAGGACCGGAUAGUUCUAUGGAGACCAAAACGGAUUUAAAAAAUAUUAUGGAUCCAGGUCGGCAGUUAGCACUUUGCACAGAGCAGGCACUUCAAAGUAACGUGAAAUGGAGAGAAAGCCGUCUGAAGUUGAAACAUUUUCUUCAAGAAGUCGGGUAUACAGAUUCGGUUUUGGCCGUUCGUCAGAGUCGAGUUCGUCAGUUGCUAUGCUCUACGAAUGGUGAUCUAAUGGAAGCAGAUCAUUCAAAUAAUAGCUUGAAAAAGAGCUCAAAUCGAAACUCUAUGGUCUUGCCGGAAAAUGAGGAAGCUGUUUUACGCAAUUUUGAUUUUUUGGAAGCUGCCUCAAAGCCUGUUGAUACUGCAAAUCCCACUGCAGGAGCCGACGCAGAGGCUCCUUGGAAUGAUGAUAAACCAACUCCUGGCGGGCUGCCAUCUAUGGUUCCGGGGUUUGAUUCCCGCACUGGGCAAUCGAAACGAUUUGGACGGAAGGCUGGUAUGGACAGUCAUAUAAUGGACUUUUUGAAUUCCCUCUCGGACAAGGAGGCUAAUAAUGGCGAAGGCCUGCCGAAAUUGAAUGAAGCGGUUUGGCCACUCGCUAGUGGGGUCGGACGUAACACAACUGUUGACGGUGUGUCGAUAGCUCCUGGUGCAACUCCCGGUAUGGCGCCUUUUAGCUCGGUCGGCCAGGGUGAAGGAGAGGAGAUUUCUGCUGUUGCGGGUUUAGGGGAUCUUGCCGGUCUCACUGUUUCAAAUGAUUCGGAUAAUGGUGGCUUUGAGGAGGAAGCGUGCUUUACCGCUGUAGACGCUGAUCAUUCUGAAUCCGGGGGCUUUCCUUCAAGUAGCUCGGGAUUCGGUCAAAAGUCCACCACAGCGCAAUCAACUACUGCUGGUGCUAGGCGUCCAUGGACAAAGAAAUUCGGACUGAGAGGCCACUUCGACGGUGUUCGCUCCAUUGCCUUUCACCCCAGUGAACCCUAUCUCUUCUCUUCGGGUGAAGACGGUCUAGUUAUGCUCUGGGCACUACGAAAACCAGGAUUACCUAAACCGACCGUAAGUAAUGUAAAGAACGGAAAUCAGUUGGCUGCUGCUCUUGUAGCAAAUGCUCCGCCGGAUCUAGACCCAGUUCACAUUUAUCGUGGGCAUAAUGGACCUGUUCUUUCAGUGUCUGUGCCGGCUGUGGGACAAUGUGGAAGUGCUGUCUACUCCUCCGGAAUGGAUGGUGUUAUUCGGGGUUGGCGUUUACCCUCUCCUGACCCAUUCACCGGUGUCUUUGACCUCUACUCCCUCACCCAGACUAUUAAUGAAUGUGGUCCUCUGCUCAAACGCCCAGACUCAGCAGGCGAUGCAGUGUGGUCAAUUUCAGUGCACCCAAGUCUCCCAUUUUUGGCGUCAGUGGAUACCUCCUCGGCAGUCUCCUUCUGGUCUCUUGAGUCCGACGUGCCCAUUGGAGAUGACACCGCAGCGGUCGCUCUUCCCAUCGACCCAAUCACUCCCUCUCGCACCAUCUUUCUUAAUGAGCUCAUCUCACCGUCUGGUACGUUCUUUACUUCAAGUUGA